Messenger RNA from Cryphonectria parasitica EP155, 1086 nucleotides. RefSeq names its product xylose isomerase-like protein. The transcript has a single exon. Lineage: Eukaryota; Fungi; Ascomycota; Sordariomycetes; Diaporthales; Cryphonectriaceae. The record is from RefSeq and is a predicted model, not a curated record. Bases 1 to 1086 code for a protein of 361 amino acids.
AUGCCUUCCCUCCAGGUGACCGCGUCCAGCAUCCCCCUCUCCCUGGCCUCCUGCUCGAUCGGCCUCCCCCGCCACACCCUCCACCAAAAGCUCGAGGCUAUCUCCCUCACCGGCUUCCAGGGUAUCGAGCUCUCAUUUCCAGACCUUCUCGCUCACGCGCGCGAGCUGCAAUCCCUUGGCCAGCUCCCCGCCGGCGAUAUCCAAGACGACGACUGGCCGACGCUGUGCAAGGCCGCCGAGCACGCUCACCACUUGUGCGCCACCCAUGGCCUGAAGAUUCUCGUGCUGCAGCCCUUUGCCAACUUCGAGGGCUGGACAGACUCCAGUGCCCGUGAUGCCGUGUUUGCCAGGGCCAAGGGUUGGGCUGCGAUCAUGAAGGCAGCGAAAACGGACAUGUUGCAGGUUGGGUCAACGGACACGCCGUCACACAAGAUCACUUCCUCCAAAGAGACCCUUGCGGCGGACCUCGCAGCCCUUGCCGACCUGCUCUCCUCCGAGAACCCGACCUUUAAGAUCGCCUACGAGAACUGGUGCUGGGCGACCCAUGCACCGGGGUGGCGCGACGUGUGGGAUAUUGUGCAGCUGGCCGGACGGCCCAACAUAGGUCUGUGCCUGGACACAUUCCAGUCUGCCGGCGGGGAGUGGGGGGAUCCCACGACGUCUUCGGGGCGUGUUCAGCGUCAGGGGCUGACGGAGGAUGCGCUGACAGCGGGCUGGCUCGACAGCCUCCGCGACUUGGUCAGAGAGGUGCCUCCAGAGAAGAUCUUUUUCCUUCAGAUCAGCGACGCGUACAAGGUACAGCCCCCUCUCGCGCCACAUCCGGAGCCGAACGACGACAGCGGUCUCAGGCCCAGGGGGAGGUGGAGCCACGACUAUAGGCCGCUGCCGUACGACGGCGGGUAUCUGCCCAUUGCAGAUUUCACACGGGCAGUCCUCGAGACUGGAUUCAGGGGAUGGUUGAGCGUAGAGGUGUUUGAUGGGAAGUUUGAGGACAAGUAUGGCGAUGACCUGAUGCGGUUCGCCGAGAAGGCGAGAGAUAAUACGAGGAGGCUAGUAGAAGAAGCUGCUGGGAUGGAAAGUCUGUGA